CCGCCCCUCCGAGGCCCGAGAGGGGCGGAGCCGCUCCUCCGCCUCGGUCUGCAGCUCCGCCGCGGCCCAGAAGCGGUCCGCUUCAGGUCCAGUUCACACGAACCAGAACCUUCUCUGCUUGUCCAUCUGCGGUCAUGUCCAACUCAGAGCGGGUCGCGUUGGUUCUGGGAGGAGCGGGAACGGUGGGCUCUGGUAUAGUCAAAGCCCUGCUGGAUAAAGGGUUCAAGGCGGCGGUGAUCUCCAGAGACGGCGGCCGAUUGGAGAGACUCGGUUCCUUCGUCUCUCCCAGCAGCAAGGACAACCUCAUCGCUGUGGUGGGAAACGUGGGCUCAGAGGACGGAGCGCAGCAAGCGAAGCAGCAGCUGCUGCAGCAGGUGGGGAAGGUGACAGACGUGGUUUCUGCCCUGGGCUUCAGCUGGUGGCAGGGCGGCCCGCCACACACGCAGACCCUCCAGGACCUGCACUGGGUUUUGGACGCGCUGCUGUUCAGCACCUUCGUCUCUUGGAAGACGUUCUUCCCCCUGGUGAGGGACGAUCCGUCCUGCAGCUACACCUUCAUCACAGGGGGAGCCGGAGAGCAGCUGCUGAUGCCGGGGACCGGCUUCCUGACGGUCGGCGCCGCCAGCGCGCUGGCCUUCUGCCAGGUGCUGCGAGACGAAUACCCGCAGGUAGACUGCAGGCUGUGCCAGGUGAAGAUCAACACAGGUGUGGCGACUCCGGAGCGCCUGGCGCCUGGCUACCUGAACCAUCUGGACCUGGGCGUUGCCGUGGCAACCUUGGUGGAGCGCGGAAGCUCCUCCCACCGCGUGUUCACCGUCGGCAGUCCUGCAGACCUGAAGACGCAGCUGCUGGAUGGGAACCUCUAGAACCCAACAGAACCGGUUCUGGUUCCGUCCAGAUUCAGGCUAAAAGAAUUUCUGUAAACAGAACCGAAAAUUUUCUGUCCAAAACAUUAAAACAUGUUGAAAAGAAAAACCCUGAGGAAUUCUGGGAGAUUUUUUAACAAACUGAGUUCUGGAGAAAAGUUCUGACCGCAGAUCCAAGUUCUGACAGUCUGGUUCUGGUUCUGGUUGCGCCUGCUGACUGAUUGCCUGUGGCAGGUUGCCGUGGUGACCCAGGCUGACGAGUUUCCGGCUGACAGCCGACCGGACGCAGCGAAGCGGCAGGAAAUCGUGUCACUUCGGGUCGCGGCGUCUUUCUGACGAGUCCUAGCGGACCGGCCAGUGGAGACGAGGAGGACGGGACUC
Messenger RNA from Poecilia reticulata (guppy), 1247 nucleotides. RefSeq lists its product as uncharacterized. NCBI's taxonomy places the organism in Eukaryota, Metazoa, Chordata, Actinopteri, Cyprinodontiformes, Poeciliidae. Gene Ontology annotation, biological process: fatty acid beta-oxidation. The record is from RefSeq and is a predicted model, not a curated record. Gene Ontology annotation, molecular function: 2,4-dienoyl-CoA reductase (NADPH) activity. Gene Ontology annotation, cellular component: mitochondrion.